Molecule: messenger RNA, 779 nt
Organism: Triticum aestivum (bread wheat)
Lineage: Eukaryota; Viridiplantae; Streptophyta; Magnoliopsida; Poales; Poaceae
Product: auxin-responsive protein IAA20
Exons: 3
Coding region: 269-577 (102 amino acids)
Biological process (GO): regulation of DNA-templated transcription
Cellular component (GO): nucleus
Source: RefSeq, a predicted model, not a curated record
UAGCACAAGCUUUCAGCUGUGAUCACGUACGUACAGGGAAAACAGUUGUCGAAGGGAAGGAGAGCUAGCGCUAGCCACCGGCGCCAUAGAGCUGGAGCUGGGGCUUGCGCCGCCCAACGACGCGGGCUCGUGCGGGAAGAGGAGAUCGGCGGAGGCGUUUGGGGUCAAGAAACCCACGCUGCCACUCUUCCUGCGCGACGACGACGACGACGGUGACCACGGCAACGGCGAAGACGACACUGGCGACGCUCGCGACUGCGAGAUAUCGAUGGGCAACAAGAGGAAGAGGCUAGUGGGGUGGCCGCCGGUGAAGAGCGCGCACCGCCCGCGCAGCAACAGCCAUGUGAAGGUGAAGAUGGAAGGGGUGCCCAUCGGGAGGAAGGUGGACCUGUCCCGCCACGCCUCCUACCACCAGCUCCACCACACGCUCCGCCUCAUGUUCCCCUCCACUUCUCACCAUGGUGAUCCAUACGCCGUCACCUACGAGGACGUCGACGGGGACUGGGUACUCGUCGGGGACGUGCCGUGGGAGGACUUUGUCAGGUCGGCCAAGCGGCUCAAGAUACUACUCGUGUAACCGACUGCAGUACUUGCCAUUGCUAGUUGAGUUUGGGUGUCAUGGAUCUGCACCGGCCGGCGUGUGUGGCUAGUUAGUUUUAGCUCACUGAAUAAUUUUUGUACAUGUUGUCGUCACGUCGACAAGUAUGGGACUUCCUGAUCGAUUUUCUCUCACCCGUCCAAGGUUUAAUGUUUAGGCAAAAGAACAAAUUCAAUCUUCA